GUGGAGCGUACAAAGCGUAAUUGCGAGAAGGCUUGACAUCCUACUAUGGUUUCAUUACAGCGUGGCCGACUGCAUUUCAGGAAUUUUCCUCCCUUCCUCCUCGAGCUUUUAAAUUCCGGCAUUUUGAUAAAAUGUAACCAACUGUGAAGUGACAGUCGAAAGCAAAACCACAGCAAGCUAACACGUGUUGUUCGCCCCGCGCACUGGUGUGGCCGUGUUCGUACAACCGCUGCAGAGAUUUCGCUACCACUGAGAGAGCAUUGCCAACGGCCGCUAUCAUGGACCUCAACAGAAUCCCGAGUACAACGCAUGGCCACGAGUUCCACACGGGACUGAGCAGGGUGGUGAUGGUCCGGAAGACGGAGCAGAGGACCUUUGCGUCUGGGAAAAAUGGCGAGGAGCCAAAGUUUGAGACUGUCACCCGAGAAACCGUGGAAACUUACCGAGGAAAUCGACCGGAUCGGGUGACAACUUCGGAGAAACGUGACGUAUUUCAGAAUCUGCCAGAAGAUUUUCGGGUCAUCUUACAGAAAGAACAGAAUGGUAUAACAAAUAAUGUAAUUAGAAAUGGAGUGGUAAAAGAUAAACCAAAAUCCAGGUCACCAAGCUUGUCACCAGAUAGAUCUACUACGGUGAAACAGAAAAGUGAAGGCAGAUUCAGUCUAACCAAAAUAAAAUCAAAGCCAGAUAAUGACACAACAGGUACUGAAGGUGAUUUUGCAGUAGACUGUCUUAAGGCACACAAUGAAUACCGAGAGAAACAUGGAGUCCCACCUUUAAAACUCAACAAAAAACUGUGCAGAUACAGCAAAGAGUGGGCAGAACGACUCACCUCAAGAGGACAUCUAGAACACCGUCAGAAUUCAGACUGUGGAGAGAAUAUCUUCUGCAGUUGGUCUUCCAAUCCGAGCCACCACGUAACAGGACGAGAGCCUGUUGAUAAUUGGUACAGUGAAAUAAAGAACCAUCCUUUCGGUCGUGAACCGAAUAGCCUCAAGUCUGGUCAUUUCAGCCAGGUUGUCUGGCGGGACAGCAAAGAACUAGGAGUUGCAUUUGCAAAAAGUCGCAGUGGGCAAAUAUUUGUCGUAGCAAAUUAUUCUCCACCAGGAAAUUUCAUUGGCAGUUUUGCUGAAAAUGUACCACCUCUUGGUGGAUUUGUUACUUCAAGCCAAAGUAAAAAUGACAUUACAAAGAAGAUGAGCCCGGGAAAUAUAUCUGACGAUGACGCGAACUGCAUCGAAGACGAAUUUGCCGAAGAAGGCGUUCGAAUCCAUAAUGAGUACCGGAGGAAACACGGAGUACCGGAUUUAAAACUCAGCAAGUCGCUCUGUAGUUACGCGAAAGAGUGGGCUAAGAUACUAGCACGGGAAGACAGAUUUGGCCAUCGACCUGAUGGGAAAUACGGAGAGAACAUCUAUUGCAUGUGGUCUUCAGAUCCACAGCAAAGAGUGACCGCCAAGGACGCCUGCCAGAGUUGGUACAGAGAAAUCAAAGAUUUCGCGUUUGGAUCCGAGCCACGCGUACUGAAAUCAGGUCACUUCACCCAAAUGAUCUGGAAAAAUAGCCAGGAACUUGGAAUGGGAUUAGCUAGGAGUAAGAAUGGCAGAGUUCUGAUUGUCGCAAACUAUAACCCAAGAGGAAAUUACAUCGGACAGUUCGCAGUGAAUGUUCCAAGACCGCGCUGAAAUGGCGGUCAUUUAUCGUUUACGUGUUUCAAAACAUCUGUCAGCUGUUCUUAGUUUUUUUUAUAUAUAUAAUUUUAUGCUAAGUGUAUUAUGAAACAUGAUACUUAAUCAUAUAGUCAUUUGUUUACCAAAUAAAUUAAACCGAUUCGUAAGGACUGUUUAGCGCAGAUGAUACAUUUAGUCUACAAUAAUUAGAACUGGUAAAAGAUGGAAGUAUUAUUUAUAAUAAGGAUACGAUGACGGGCUGUUAUGUAAUGUAUCAUGCAGGGUUAUCAUUGACCCCGCAAAUUCUGUGACCUGGCGACAGUUACCAGUUUCAGCUGUUCGCAAUUUCACGCGCAAGUUGAAGUUAAUGUUCAUUUUUACUGUGAAUAUAACAAAACAAAUAUUACAGUAGAUACUGUAAACUAUUUACUACUUAUUAUUUAUAGAUUUUGCGGUAUCGCCAAAAUAGCAUUUCAAAAUGGGUCGAUUGUACGACAUUUUAUAACAAAUCAGAAUUAUUCUGCGUAUACAUUUUUAAGUCUGAUUUAAUAUUAUUUAUAGUAUGAAUCAAAAAUGUUAUAGCAGGUAUUAGAAAUGGUUUCCCCGUAGCCUUUGAAAGAGCUUAAUAUCUUAAUUAUACCUUUUUUUUUUCUUGUGAGAAACAAAGUAUAUUAGCAUUCCUCCAAGCUUACAUUCCCGUAUUUCAUUCCGUAAAAUUGUUAAAUUAUAUUAAUGAAUAUUAAGGUUUUAAGUCAUUCUAAUUUUGUGUUGAAUUCAAGGAAGAAUUGUUUCCAAGUGAAAAUAAUUUGCAAUGAAGCCUAUAAACAGUAAAUUGGUAAGCUACAUUAGGCCUAAUGUACUUAGGAACAUUCUGUUUACGAGUCUCGUCAAAUUUGAAAAAUAAGAUUUCUUGCACAUGAAAAGAAUCUAUCACUGCUGUAAACUCAUAAAAUGGAUAACUUUUAAGGAAUUUCCACACGUAAUUGCCUUAUAAGGUAAAGUAAAUUAUGAUCUUUUACAGACUUUACAAUAUAAAUUUCGUAAAUUUGGAUGUUCACCGUAUCAGUACAUUCCCCGCUUUGUCGCAACCAGUGGGAAAUUCUGGGUUCCCUCUAUGGGUCUUUGGUAGCUGAAAUCAAUCUCAAAACUCUGCCGAAACCAGUCGCAACAGAAAAGAAUUGCCACGUACUUAAUGCGGAGUCAAGAACAGACUUUACCAGACAUUCUGUGAUAUUAUUAAGACUGAAGAAAACUGCGUAAGACUCAGGAAGAUUCAUAUUGCGAUAUUUAUUAAGGACGUCCGCAUUUUUGCACAAACUGACGUCUGGUCUUAAUCUGGGCUUUACUGUAAAAUGCACAGAUUUCCUUUCUACUGUGGUCUUCUCGUAAACAAAAUAAAUAAAAUAAUAUAUCCCUUGAAUCUUGGCGGUGGAAAAUGAAGAUCCUUUAGAAUUGAAUUAAUACUAUGGAAAAUUUUAGUGGUCUUAUCGCCGAUUCAAAUCUGUAUUGGGCUGUCAAAAAUAGACUAAUGGCUGAGAGGCUUAAGUCUGGCGUAGGAUAAAAGAACAUUUAAAAUGGAACGAAAGAAAUCAGAUGGCACUAGUGUCAUUUAUAGUGUUAAUAGUUUGUUUGAUUAUUCUAUAUUCUGAUGCACUACAAGCUAUGCAAAGUUUUAAGAUUAAUAAAUGUUUAGUUUUUGUGAUUUGAAUGAACACGCUUUUAGUUUCUUCAAACUAUAUUUUUAAGUUCAUUAAUGAGGAAAUAACUGGAGACAAAUCUUUGCCGAUAGGUUGUGUAAUUACACUAUUAACUUGCGUGAUUAUAUGAAGUUGGAAAAUAGAAAAUCCCAAAUAUCAGAUACAAUAAACUCUUCCCAAUAGCGGGUUUUUCAAUAUACUAUCCUAUAAACACGUAACUUUCACUCAUAUCCAUAUGUUUUUACAUGUUUAAUUGGUGGUGAACGGAAAAGCUUCUCAAUUUAUGGCAUAUUAUUUUUAUAUAUUUGAACAGUGAUCAUUUAUUUCAGGAAAUUAUUUAGCAAAAUGCAGUACGCACAUGUAUCUAACAAUCUUUAAUAUAUUCCUGUCAAAUGGGGUCUCGUGUGGACCUUUGAUUAAUCUUAUACCUUACUUAGUAAGGGAUUAAAUGCACGGCUCAGAAACCUCUCCUACAGGAUAUAGGUUCAUGGCGGCAGCUACUGGCCUACAACUGCAAGCCUGAUGGUUAAUUUCCAUUUUGGUCUAAGAUACCAGUGUGUUUUUGAAUUCACAAAUUUCAUUCCUACACGAAAAAUUCACAAAUACCGUUCCUACACGAAACAUGCCAUGCUGUAAGUCAGUUUUAUAAAUUUACGAUUCUACAAAUUAAACCAGUUUGAAUGAGUAUUGCAGAAAACACUUUUCACUUGUUGGAAUAUUAUAGUCUGAUUUCUGACUAAAACAUUCCACAUUUGUUAACCUUUUAAAGCUCGGUGGUAAUUAUAUGUACCACCUGCUUUAACAAUCAGUAACUCUGCAUUUUGUAUUCAUGAGUUUGGUAUGAAUUUUAAUGGUUUAAGUUUAUUUUUGUAAUAGAGAAAUGUUGUGUUUUCUUUGAGGUGGAGACUGAAUUCUUAAAUAAUAUUCAGAUGAGUUUAGGCUUCAAUGGUUUAACAGACGUCCAACAUAAAUAUAAAUUACGAUUAAAUAUUUUGUACAUUUUAAAUGCAGGCACGAAUAUCUCGGGCAACUGAUAGAGAAACACAACAUUGUUAGCAGUAAUAACGGAAUUUACAGUGCAUAUUACAUGAACUGAAGUGGAAAUUAACAUUUAUAAAUAGUAUUUGGUAAACAGAGGCAUCACAGAGUCAUUUAUACUUUUUCAUGUCAAAGUGAAAAAUCUAUCAUUUUCAUGUUAUAAAAGGAAGUUAGCUCUGAAUGCAAAAAAUAUCUAGUAUUGGCACUACAGAUUCUGUAAUACUUCGACUACAGACAUUUUGUUUGUGAAAAGUUUGUCAGACGAUGAUUUUAAUACAAUACCUAGCAAGGUUUUGUUCUACGUAAUAUUUAAUCCGUCACAGCCCAAAAUAUUUUGUCUUAAUAACAGAAAAUUUUCUUAGCUGUUACGUUAACUUGGAACUGAGUUCUUAUGUACUUACUUAGCUUAUAAAAUUAUCGAAAAUAUUACCAACUUCAGUCUGAAACAUGGAGAUAAGAUUUUUCUGUCUAGUAUCGCGGGGAAGUCAUAGGCAUAGGUGGGAGGAUAAUAUUAAGACGAACCUUACGGAGACAGGAAUCGAUGCAGGUAGCUCAGGAUAGAUUCCACUGGUGGGAUUUUGUGAACAUGGUGAUGAACCUCAGGGUUCCAUAAAGAAAGUGUGAUAUUCUUUGACAAGCUGAGUAUACAAUCGUCUUUUCAAAAAUUUCCUGUACCUUAGAGCGAGUGAGUAUUUCAACGUAUGUUCUUUGGAAUAAAAGUAAGUGUUUUGAAAAAUUAAUUAAACAAUACGUUUUCCGUGUACAAAUUGAAAAAUAAGAUCCUCGUGUAAUUUUAACCUGCACCGUGAGUAUAAAACGUACAUCAAAUUGUGUACGUAGUUUCUUUAAAGAAUAUUUCGUUUAAGUUCAGUUAAAAUUUCAUCUCAGUUUCCACAUAAAGUUUUUCCAGUCUUGAUGUCAGUCCGGAGUCGCAACGUAUGAAACACGCUGAACAUUUUUCUUAGAAGGAAGAUGUGAAAUAUUCUUGAUUAUGUCUGGGAAAGUCUGGCUGUUCAGCUUUUGUAUAUGAGUUUUCAGUCUCAAUCUUGGGCGAUCAGCCCCGUCAAAUGGUUUAAGUCCGCUGUUGCUACUGGUUAUAAUAUAUUUUGAGACUUGUCUUAUAUAUAAGAAUUAAUGAAGAGAUGGUUUUGUUAGGCUCUCGAAGUUUUAUACAUACUUCAAGCUGAACUUAGAAUAUUCAACCAAUCCAAUUUUAAUAAACUCGUCACUUCUAACAUUGUAAUUAUUUCUGUUGUAACGUAACACUAAAUAUCUUUUACAAAUUAAAUGUUUGAAUCUGGAAUUGCAAUCUGCUCAAAAUUCCAGCAAAGAUGUACCUGAUAAAUUUCCAAAGUUUUGAAAUGACUGUAAGUAAAAUGUAAGAAAAAUGAUAUAGUUAAGCAUUUAAGAAUAUGAAAGUCACGUUAAUAUACAACAAAUAUAAUAAGCUCUUAGGUACAUUUAAGAAUAAUGAUUUAAAUAUGACCUUCUCCGUUCUGUGUCUCAGUGCACGUAAGAAGUUUGCUGACUGACAUCUGAUUUUAAUGUCGUCAGUCACAAAUUAAUUUCCAAAUCACGUAAAAGCCGACAGAACCACGUACAUUAUCAUAUUUCAGAAGAAAAAAUGCCCUAAGCUAAUAAAAUGUGUUUGCUCAUACGGUAAGAAAAUUUAUAUUACAUAGACUGACGUUCUGUAAUAUGUAAUAUGAUUGUAGUUACCAUUGGUAGAAAUUCGUAGUAUUUGUAUAAGAUAUGCUAUGUAUUAUGUACUCUAUGUUUCUUUUGAAAUACACGUCUUGUUAUGUAGAUUCGUUGAAUAUUAAAAUGAUGAAAAGAAUAUUUCAUAUUAUUAA
This is a messenger RNA of Zootermopsis nevadensis, 6258 nucleotides long. RefSeq lists its product as uncharacterized. Lineage: Eukaryota; Metazoa; Arthropoda; Insecta; Blattodea; Termopsidae. The record is from RefSeq and is a predicted model, not a curated record. Gene Ontology annotation, cellular component: extracellular region.